AUUCCGUCUGCAACAGAAGUUUUCACUGUUUGUUUAUCCAUUUUGACCUGAUAAGCCCAACAACUCGAAUUCGGAACACAUUUCCGUGACUCGUUCUGCUAAAUUCAUAUAUGAAACGAAACUAUAUUUGCUGGAUGAUAAAAUGGAACAACAUUACUUAAAAAAAGCUUUGGAGGAAGUUGUUCGAUUGGCUGAUGAAAAAGUUACAAGUGCGGGAGAAAUAGUUAUCAAAAAAGAAGAAGAAUUGAGAGAGAUUUCACAUACUUACGAAGAUACAGUGGACGAAUUAGGUCUCUACUUUGCAUCUGUAACGAAACAACUAGAAAGAUGGAGGUCCAUAUUCAUACAGGAUAUUCAAAAAAGUAUGUCAGAUUUGGACACAGAAUUUCGAACAUAUGCAGUCAGAAUCCAGUCCGGAAUAGAAAAGCUUAAAGAACUUCGAGAAAGAUCUGCAAAAGUUCUCACUUUAGGAUAUGCUUCCAACUCCGACUUGGUGUAUCAAGUUCAUAGCUGCAUAUUCUCUAUCAAUCAAGAUUUAGAAUACCUAACAGAAUUUGUAGGUAACUACAUACCUCUAAAAUUCGUCGGAAAAUUGAAUUUCGAACGAAUACAAAAGUCUGAGGUUGGUACACUCGAAAGGUUAUCUGAUAUAGUUUUUGCUGAAAUUUUACCUAGCAAACUACCAAAGAUAAAACUUGGUCAGUUAUUCCACAUAGACUUCAGAAUAUCUAGAAAGCAUUGUGAAGCCGCUCGCAAGUUUAUAACAUACUCAGUAACUAAAGAUGAUGAGCAUCUUCAAAAUGUAUGUGCCUACCUUCUUGACAAUAAAAACGGGACAUAUAGCCUUAGCUUCCCGAUUACACUUAUAGCGCCACAUACAGUUAAUGUGUUGUACUUAGGCGAACACAUCAAAAACAGUCCAUACACUAUUGUAUUCAAAGUUGGUCCAAACCAAAUGAUAUCUGGUCCAAUUCAGAGCAACCCAUCAGCUAGCAGUUUUCUUAACAAAGACACAAGCAAUGAACACCAAACCAAUUCAUGUAAAGUUUCUGGACGCCCUGCGGGAGACGACACUGAGGUAUAUAGGCGAAAUAAGUGGCUCAAUCAUCCUGGGAGCGAUCAAAAAAAUAAUAAUCAAUCUACAGUUAGUGCUGGUUAUGAAACAAAUGACCAACCAAAACAAUUACAAGUGUAAAAUAUAAACUAGUGAAUGAGACAGCAACGUAGAAUAUGUCCAAAUCAAAAACAUAGAUGGAUGUAAGACUUUUAAUUUUAAAUUAAAAGCGUAUAUUCUCAGCUAAAAUUG
Heterobilharzia americana is the source of this 1306-nucleotide messenger RNA. The record is from the annotation of a GenBank genome assembly. Lineage: Eukaryota; Metazoa; Platyhelminthes; Trematoda; Strigeidida; Schistosomatidae.